AUGGCACGCUUUGCUUGCCUAGUGCUGGUCCUUUUCGGUUCGGCCGCGGAGGGGAGACUGAACUCCGAGCCUUCCGCCCGCCUGCGAGGGCUCAAGGAGGAAGUCUCCAACGAGAAAGCUGAUGCAGGAUGGUCCUUUUGGAACCCGGAUCCUGAGGUCCUGGUCUGGGAUGAGCAGGUAUCGAUGGAGGAGGGAGUUCAGAGCUACUUUGGCUGGCUGAAGACACCCCUGGUGCACGACAUGGCGAUGUUGCCGUAUGAAGCGAUGCCCUAUGUUUGCUUGCGUGUCCGUGCAAUUCCGGCAACAGAGCAGCCUGCCAAGCAUGGCCCCUUGCUUCUCCACUGCGGUGGCCCCGGUACUGGCAGCAGCUGCCUUGAAUGGAGCAGCUACUCCUGGGACAUCAACGGAGAGGGGAACCAGAGCCGACUUCAUAAAGACUUCGACUGGUGGGCCCUGGACCAGCGUGGCGUGGUCACCGAAGGAGACAUGACUACACCGCCGUGUCCUUUCAACUACAGCACGGGGGAGCCGAUCCUUCCUUUUCCUCGGAUGCAAUGCCAUGAGAUCGUGAGCUCCCGCCUUGGUGUCGACCAGAUUGUCCGCUUGACGCUGGGUGCCAAUGUGUCCGAGAACGUUUCUCGUGAGGCCACGCCUUACGUGGAGUCGAUUCUCCGGUUUAAGGGUUUGCGGGUGACAGUAUCGGGCAUCCAGCACUUCAAAGAGACCUUUCUGCGCUGGUAUUACCGGUUGCUAAAACUGGAACAUAGCCUUUGCUACAAUGCUCCGCGAUUCAAGCUCCAGUCGCCAAGCGGUCGUGAGUACAACGUUCUGCAAUUUGGUGGUACGGUGGAUCUGGCCCACGACAUCGACCAGUUUCGUCGUGCAGUUGGGGCAUCUCGCAUGUCGAUCUUCGGGGCAUCGUACGGUACUGCAGUUGCCGGAGUGUAUGGUACGAUCUUCGCGAAGUACACGCACCAUCUGGUCUUGGACGGUGUCGUGGAUCCCUUCCCAGAUGUUGAGGAAAGAGGAGUGCUGUUUGCAAAGAGCAUCACGGCUACAUGGAACGGCAUGACAAGGGCCUGUGACCUGUCUGCAAUGGAUAGCGGCGCAGAAGAACCCUGCCGUGCUGCGCCGCUGUCAGAGUCCAAGACUCUAAGCCUGAUCCAAGAUUCGAGCAAUCCAUCUCGGGCAGCUUUCAUUUUUCAGCUCCUGGCACUGCUUUUCGGGACAGGCGUAGGUCUGACACAUCCGCACAGCCUCGCCAGUGUGGUCUUCGCUUGUGUGGAGAAGUAUGCAGAUGGACAGGACAAUGGGGGCUGCCCAGACUGGCUACUGAGCAUCCUGCCUGCCGACGACUUGGGCUACACCGAAAUCUUGAGCCAGAUUGUCGCCGCAACUAUGACCCCUCCUGAAAUGGACUGGUUCGGUUUGGGUAUCCAGACACUGGUUCUGGGCACGGACACCGCCGGUAGACUAAACGAAGAGGCUUUCAUUCGUUGGUGGCACGCAUCCAUGUUGAUGCAACCACUUGGCACGCCUCUCUCGUUUGCCAUGGUCGUGGGCAUCAGCACUUGGCCAGCAACCGCGAGACCAGUGCCCCCCAUGGGGGAUGCCAGCAUCAGCCCCGUGAUUGUAGGGAAUUUGCACGACCCCCGAACUGCAUACACAAGCGCCCAGCUCGCACGACGCGCUUUUCCACAGAGCCAUCUCGUCACUUGGCAGGGCAUUGGUCAUUGCCUCAGACCACCGGGUCCUGUGGGCAAGGGGCUUCUGGCCGAAUACGAGACGGCCAAGCAGGAGCACCACCUCAUGAACUACACUGAAGAACUGGCCAGAUAUGACUGCUUCUCGCGGAUCCUCAGCUUCAUCGACACCGGGAACUCUCCUCUCGAUGGCCACACCUGCAUUGUGCCCCGGCUUCUUGACACAAGUAGGGCACGCCUAGAGCAAGGCCUCGCAAUGUUCAAAAAGGUUUUGAACCGUUCAGAGUUCAACCAAGCUUUGAACCGUUAA
Molecule: messenger RNA, 2013 nt
Organism: Symbiodinium necroappetens
Lineage: Eukaryota; Dinophyceae; Suessiales; Symbiodiniaceae
Source: the annotation of a GenBank genome assembly